Messenger RNA from Protopolystoma xenopodis, 597 nucleotides. Lineage: Eukaryota; Metazoa; Platyhelminthes; Monogenea; Polystomatidea; Polystomatidae. The record is from the annotation of a GenBank genome assembly.
AUGCAGUCCUCUUUUCUAGUCUUAGCACAGUCUCUCUCUUGCUCCGUAAAAUCCGUCUGCUCUACCCUUCGUUCACCUAUUUCACUCGACUCCUGCCACCACAUCUGCCCUACUCGAGGCGUCAUUCGCCCCCCACCCCCCUGCGUCUGGGUGACUAAUUCGAGGCGCAAGCCUCUGAGUGUCAUGGUCACCCCUUUGCUACAUGUACCAUGGCUCUGGGAUCAACAGACCUAUCGUCAGCCAACUAGCUCCGGUCCCCGCCGUCUCUAUCCUGUUUCUAUCCCAGGGCGGAAGGGGAAGAUACCACAACUGUUUAGCACACGUUUGGUCAAAGGAUCGGCUUCACUUGUCUCUUUGACGAGUUGUUGUAUGGUGCUAAUAAUGGUGAUGCUCACUGACGAUGCCGGCGAAACGUUUGGGAAUGUACCAUGUCCACUGUUCAACUUUGGAAAUGAUCAUGCAGACAGUGGACUCCGGACUAGGUGCGUUCCUCUAAAUCGUCCUACCAAAUUGACCAAGUUUCGAAAACAAGGUCAAACAACGGAAGGAGACUGCGACCACACAAUCUUGGUCUUCAUAUUUUUGAUUAAUUGUUAG